Messenger RNA from Moneuplotes crassus, 956 nucleotides. The record is from the annotation of a GenBank genome assembly. Lineage: Eukaryota; Ciliophora; Spirotrichea; Euplotida; Euplotidae.
UUUUCAAGCAACAUAAAUGGAACUCUUCUCCUCACCCACAACUCCAUGCAAUCCAAAACCUCCUCAGAUGCCUCCAACCAGCACUCUAAGCGACGAAGAUGUCAUUUUUGAUGCCUUUUUGUUCACUAAUGAGACUCAAUCUGACUCUAAAGGCGAUCAGCCUCCCUCCAGUAAAACAGCAUUCAAAGAGAAGCCAAAACUUCAACUUAUUCAAACAAAGACAAGACAACUAAACAAGUUCACGGGCAGUACCUGAAUAGCAGAGCACACUAUGGCUUCAAUUGGCUUGACAGGCCCUGACUCCGAUUCUACUAAGACUGAACCCAUGAAGCAUCGGAUCAAAAGCCUCAUCCAAUCAGGUCUCAAAGGAUAUCUAUGCAAAUAAGAAACAUACAGGAAGGUUUAAAAGACCUUCAUCUCGACUUGAAACAAAGGCAGGGAAAAAGAAACUCGUCAAGAAGCAAAGACUCAAUAAUGACUGUAGCUUACUUGCAAGGAGACCAAAGUAAUCAACCUCCUUCUAGCUGUAGGCCUAAGCAAUGACUCCACAAGCAGAGCGAGAUUUCCAAUGUGGACCAAUUCGAAGACACAAAAGAAGUUCCUCGAGUAAAUAAAAAUAACAAUGAGAAUUUAACCCAAAAUCGUAAAAUAUUUUACCCAAAGUUCAUGAAAGAACUGGAAAUUGUUAAAGAGCCUGAAGAGGACAUUGAAAACGAAGAUUUCAGAGAACGACAUACUGAGGAAGAUGACUUUACCCUUCCAUCAUGAUUACCAAAUCUAUCUGCUUUAAGAAGACAAAAAAGGUGCAGCCUUGUCUAAAGAACAGUGAAUUUCAUGGUAGAGCUGGUCGAGAGGUGAUACAAUAAGCUCAAUGUGCUUAUUUUUACCCUACUUUUUGGUUACCGACCACAAAUAAAGUUUUUAUAACUUCAAAAAUCCUAAAUUAUCAAUCUGAU